Prunus armeniaca (apricot) is the source of this 2154-nucleotide messenger RNA. The record is from the annotation of a GenBank genome assembly. Lineage: Eukaryota; Viridiplantae; Streptophyta; Magnoliopsida; Rosales; Rosaceae.
AUGAAAAUAAGCAGUGUUAGUGAAGGAUUAACUGAGAUUGAAGAUGCAAUAAGCUCUAAGAAGGUUCUCCUUGUUCUCGAUGAUGUGGAUCAUAUGGAUCAAUUAGAUGCAGUAUUUCGGAUGAAAGAUCAGUUUUAUCCAGGAAGUAAAAUAAUAAUAACAACUAGGCAUGCACGAUUGUUAAGGGCUCAUCAAGUUUCUAAGAUGCAUGAAGUUGAAACUUUGCAUGACAAAGAAUCAUUGGAGCUUUUUAGUUGGCACGCUUUUGGUCAGGACCAUCCCAUUGAAGGUUACAUAGAAUAUUCGCAAAAAAUAGUGAGACAUUGCGGAGGACUUCCAUUAGCUCUUAAAGUUUUAGGUUCUUCUAUGUACUUAGGGGAUAGUAUAGAUGUAUGGAAAAGUGCACUGGAGAAGUUAGAAGCCAUUCCAAAUGGUCAAAUAGUAAAUAAACUAAGAGUAAGCUAUGACUCUUUGCUAGAUGACCAUGACCGAAAUUUAUUCCUCCACAUUGCUUGUUUCUUUAUCGGAAAGGACAAAUACUACAUUGUUAACAUACUAGAUGGAUGUGAUUUCUAUACAAUUGUUGGCAUUCAAAAUCUCAUCGAUAGAUGUUUGGUGAGAAUUGAUGAAUUUGACAAGGUGCAUAUGCAUGACACGAUCCGUGGAAUGGGAAGAGAAAUCGUUCGCCUAGAAUCAGAGAAGCCUUGGGAGCGUAGUCGAGUACGGCAACAUAAGGAUUCCUUCAAUAUGUAUCUUGAUAGAAAAGAAGAUUUUCCUUUGGGGAGCCUGAUUGUUCUUGAAAUGCAAUAUAGCAGCUUGAGGCAAGUCUUCAAAGGAACAAAAAGACUAAAUCUAGGGAAUAAUUCAAUUGGUUGCCUGCCAAAUUGUAUCAAAGGAUUAACAAGGCUCCAUCAUCUCUCUUUUUACAAGUGUACAAGUCUCAAAUCGCUUCUCAGGUUACCAAAACUAAAGGACUUGGAUAUCGAACAUUGCAUAUCAUUGGAGAAAAUAACGUAUCAAUCCUCUGCAUCCCUGGAACACAUUUCCCAUUUAGUUCGCAACUACAACCUAGUUGAGUGGCAGUCCAAGUUCAAGGUACAAGCCAUUGGAAGUGUAGAUGUAGAAAUGCUCAACCUCUUGGGAUUGUGCAACUCGUUGAAAUCCAUGGCACCCAUUCGGAUGUACUCACCCUACCAAACUGUACAAAAGGAUGAUCCAAUUCCCGUCCAGGGACUGUACCAACCUGGUACAUUCAGCACAUUUUUUGGUGGGAAUGAGGUUCCAGGCCAAUUCAGCCAUAAAAGAAGAGGGUCCUCAAUAUCUUUUACUGUGCCAUUACUUGAUAAUCCCAGAACUCGAGGCUUGAUUGUCUUUGUUGUCUAUGUGAAUGGUGGCUAUGAUUCUCCCAUUAUCCACCACAAUUAUUACUCACAAAUAAUAGUUAAAAAUAAGAGCAAGGGUCUGAGGGGGGGGUAUUGCCCAUUACUCUACGGUAUUCCAGGUGAGGGAGAAGACAUGAUAUGGUUAAGCCACUGGAAUUUGGCGGAUGAUCAGUUACAAAGUGGUGAUGAAGUGGUUGUUUCUGUAAUUAUGAAAUCUGGGUUUCUGGUAAAGGAGUUGGGCAUCCAACUUGUGCAGGUGCAACAAGAAGAGAAUCAUAAUAUGAUUUCCACAGAUUCUUCUUAUGAUCAUCAAAUAUGGUAUAAUAUGCGCCUUGGGGACUCUGAUGAAGAAGAUACGAUAGACGAAGAAGAAGAGCAACAGGAUGAUAUCACAGUUGCAACCACUGCAGGCAGCAAUAACUCCGGCGGCCUCCGUGGCUGGAAGGUGCUCGCAGCUUGUUUCUGUUGUCCUGUUGUCCCCUAUUCACAGACGAAGAAGAAGAGCAACAGGAUGAUAUCACAGUUGCAACCACUACAGGCAGCAAUAACUCCAGCGGCCUCGGUGGCUGGAAGGCGCUCGCAGCUUGUUUCUGUUGUCCUGUUGGUAUGGAAAUGUAGCUGUCUUCUCUCUCAGGCAGAAAGAAGGGACCGUCCACAAGCCCUGGAUGAAUUUUUUGUACAUCUCAACAGCAGACUACUUGUUUUCAGGGACGGACCCACAGUGGGGUCAAUGGCGUCAAACGACCCUAUGGACUCCAUGAACGUAAGGUAG